AUGGUGGUUUCAUUUAGCUCCCAGGACCCGGAGAAUCCUGUCAAUUGGUCAAUGAGAAAGAAACUGUUUGUUCUGACAUCUGGAGUCUUGGGGGUCCUUAACAGUACCCUGGGGAGCUCUCUCCCCAGUGGCGCAGUGCUCUAUAUCGCACGGGACUUCGGGAUCGAAGGUAGUGAGCAACUGGCCCUGCCCAUCUCUAUGUUCCUCAUUGGUUACGUUGUUGGUCCUAUCAUAUGUGGCUCGUUAUCUGAAGCUUAUGGACGAAAGCCGAUUAUUGUCGGUGGAUUCAUGGGCUUCAUGGCAUUCACACUUGCGUGCGCCGUGUGCCAGAAUUGGGCUUCACUUUUGGUGUUGAGGCUCCUUGUCGGGGUGGUGGCAUCCGCCCCAGUGGCCGUGGUUGGCGGCUUGUUUGCCGAUAUACACGAUGAUCCGAGGGAGCGCGGGCGAGUAAUGGCAUAUUUCAUGGCUGCGACGACGAUUGGACCUGUUGCCGCUCCGUUUAUCAGCGGAUAUGUCGCCGUGGUUAGUUGGAGGUGGGCUUUCUGGGUAGGGCUAAUAUUCGCGGGGAUCACUCUUCCGUUCGUGGUAUUCAUGCCUGAAACAUAUGCUCCGAUAUUACUUCAAAGAAGAGCGAAGAAAUUGCGUCAAGAGACUGGAAACAAUAACAUCGUUGCCCCAAUUGACCUCGAAAAGCGAGACUUGAAAGCCACGCUAACGGUAACCUUAACACGCCCGAUACGGAUGCUAGUCUACGAAUCCAUUGUUCUAUUUAGUUGUUUGUAUCUUGCGAUGGUAUAUGCUAUUUUUUUCCUUUUCUUCCAGGCAUAUCCGGUAAUAUUUCAAGAAGAUUAUGGUCUUAGAGCUAACAGAUUGGUAGUUGGUGGAGGCGCUUUUAUUUCUCUGAGUAUCUUUCUGUGGUGGGAUAGUAUUCUUUAUAAAGCAAAGGCCCGAGGUGCGAGCUGGGCCGCAGUCGAAGAAUAUAGACGUCUUCCGCUAGCAUGCCUAGGCGGACCAUUAUAUGUCAUCGCCCUAUUUUGGCUCGGCUGGACAGCAAAGCCAGAGAUUCACUGGGUUGUUCCGGCACUGUCCGGCAUCCCUUUUGGCAUGGGCUUUCUGCUGAUCUUCAUGGCGAUUCUGAAUUAUAUCUCUGACGCGUACGAAACCUUUUCUGCCAGUGCACAGUCUGCAGCGAGCUGUACCCGGAGCAUAUUUGGCGCCGCUCUUCCUAUCGCAGCCGUCCCGAUGUUCAACAAGCUGGGCCCCAACUGGUCAUGUAGCCUGUUGGCGUUCUGUAGCCUGGUGAUGUCGGUGAUUCCGUUUACGUAUAUCAAAUAUGGGACGCGGAUUCGAGCGAAUAGCAAGUUUUGUCAGCAUCUGAAGGAGUUAAAGGAGCAGCGGAGAAGAGAAGAGGAGGAUGAAGCAAGAUGUGACAGGGCCAAAAAUGACGAGAAAGCUUUGUCGUUGGAUGCAGUGGAGAAAGUACUAUAG
Messenger RNA from Coccidioides posadasii C735 delta SOWgp, 1488 nucleotides. NCBI's taxonomy places the organism in Eukaryota, Fungi, Ascomycota, Eurotiomycetes, Onygenales, Onygenaceae. The record is from RefSeq and is a predicted model, not a curated record.